Molecule: messenger RNA, 1260 nt
Organism: Triticum dicoccoides
Lineage: Eukaryota; Viridiplantae; Streptophyta; Magnoliopsida; Poales; Poaceae
Exons: 1
Coding region: 1-1260 (419 amino acids)
Molecular function (GO): protein binding
Source: RefSeq, a predicted model, not a curated record
AUGAGUAGCCGCCGCCGCCGCCCACGCUCGCCGGCGGCGGCGCCACCGCUGGAGGACGACAACCUGCUCUCUGAGAUCCUCCUCCGUCUCCCCCCAGAUCCGUCAUCCCUCCCUCGCGCCUCCCUUGUCUCCAAGCGCUGGCUCGGCCUCGUCUCCGACCCCGGCUUCUCCCGCCGCUUCCGCCUCCACCACCGCCGCAACCCUCCUCUCCUCGGUUUCUUCGAGAGCUCGUACUUCGAACCUAUGGAUCCCCCCAAUCGUGUCCCAAAAGUUCGCUUCUCCUACGAGCACACUGACGAUGACGGCUAUGGCUGCUUCAUACCCUUCGGAUGCCGCCAUGGCCUCGUACUCAUCUUCCACGAAUCGGAGACUUCGGAGAAGCAGAUCCAUGUGCGGGACCCCUUCAACGGCGACAAACACUGCCUACCCGUUCCCCCGGAGUUCGAUGUGGAGGAGACCCUGAUCAGUGGGGCAGUGUUUCGCGCUGCUGGAGACAUCCAACACUUCCAGGUGGUAUUGGUAGGCACAGAGACAAACAACCAGCAGCAUACACGGGCAAUUGCCCGCGUCUACUCAUCCGACAUCGGCAUAUGGGGCAAUCUCAUGUCGACACCGCUUCCACCCAUGUCUUCGAGUUCUAUGGACGAAUUUUCCACCACUUUUGGAAUGUGGUAUACUAUUAGUGUGCUGGUUGGGCAUUCGCUUUACUGGUUGCUCACUGAUACAUCGGCAGAAACUUACACAUUGGAUGUCAUCCUUCAGUUUGAUUUGGAGAGGCAGAUUCUAGCUGUGAUACCGGUGCCCAUGGAUAUUGCCAAUAAUUGUAUUAGCCGAUUCCAAGUUAUGCGGGCAGAGGGUGGUGGCCUUGGCAUUCUCUUUCUGUCAAAUUUUAGUGCCCAGUUAUGGAAGACGGAGACUGAUUCUGAUGGCGUUGCUUCGUGGGUGCUGGGAAGAACUAUUGAACUAGAUAAGCUACUUCCCAUGAAUCCAAAGAAGAAGACGAGAGGGCCACCCCUAAUGAUACGAGGGUUUGCCGAGUACAAUAAUGUGUUGUUCAUACGGACACCUGCUGGCUUCUUCAUGCUUCAGCUUGAGUCACUGCAGUUCAAGGAAGUUGUAAAAUCCCAUAUCUAUUAUCCAUUUAAGAGUGUCUAUGUUGCAGGUAACAGCAUAUGCAUAUACAUUGUGUGUGUGAAAAACCAGGAUAUUACUUAUAAUUGGUUGAUUGAAUGGCGCUCACAUCCUUUUGUGUUAAGCUAA